Molecule: messenger RNA, 7022 nt
Organism: Eupeodes corollae
Lineage: Eukaryota; Metazoa; Arthropoda; Insecta; Diptera; Syrphidae
Gene: Atg17
Product: RB1-inducible coiled-coil protein 1
Exons: 15
Coding region: 897-4952 (1351 amino acids)
Biological process (GO): autophagy of mitochondrion; piecemeal microautophagy of the nucleus; reticulophagy
Cellular component (GO): Atg1/ULK1 kinase complex; extrinsic component of membrane; phagophore assembly site membrane
Molecular function (GO): protein kinase binding; molecular adaptor activity
Source: RefSeq, a predicted model, not a curated record
AUUGAAUGAUUUGAAAUCGUCUCGUCUGGGCUGCAACAAAGGCAAUAUUUUUGUAUUAUUGUCGCGUGAAUAAAAACAAACGAAAUACUCCAAAAAAAUAUAAAGUAAUAUUUCGAAUAAAUUAAAUAUUAAACUGUUAAAUGUUUCUAAAAAAAUAAAAUUAAAUAUAAAAGAAAAGUGAAAUAAAAUGAAUCGGAGUUACGGGUCAUGCAGCAAAGUGAAAAGUUGAUAAGAGAUCGCAUAUUGUUCCAUUUUCUUGUAAUUACACUAACUACAUAUUUUCCUAGAAGCAUAAAAGGAAAAUGGUGAGACAUUAUAACUUAAAGAUUUCAGGAAAAAGUGGUAAUAUUAGUUUAUUUUAAGUCCUUGUUUAAUUAAUUUGAUUCGUCGGAGGGAAUUACAACACAUAUGUAGAUCGUUUCUUCUGUGAACACAAAUCAAAUCAACGAAUGCAAACCCAUUUUCUUAACGCUAUAAAAACCCUUUGGAAUAGACGCAGUAAAGUGAUAUAAAAACACAAUUUCAUUCAUUAUUUUAAGAAACAAAAGAAUUAAAAGAAGAGUAAACAAAAACAAAUUUUAAAGAAAAUUUAACUAAAAUAAAAAAAAUAAAAACAUCAAGCCUUGCCUCUUCACAUACCUAAAACCUAUUUGUAUGUUUAUGUAUAUAAAACCACGCUAUUAUAAACUUUUUUUUAAGUUAAAUCUGAAAGCACACGAGCGUUGUUGUGCUAUCAAAAUAUCAGCAAGUAAUAAUAAUAACAAAAACAACACAAUACAACAAAAAUAAGUGCAAAUGAUUAGUUUUAUUUCGUAAUAUAAAAUUUUUUUAGUACGUAUAUUGAUUUCCCGAAUUUUCGAGUCCGUGAAACAAAAACAAAUCAAAACAACGCAAUCAUGUUGUACGUAUUUCAUGUCGAUAUGGGAAGGAUGUUGAAGUUCGAUAUGAAUGUCGCAUUGUCAAGUGUAUCCAAUUUAAAAGACACAAUAGAACGUCUUCAUGGAAUAUCGGCGCAAAAUAUAGUAUUACUAGUUAGUGGCGGCGAAGUGCUAACCAAAUCCACACAGGUAUCGUUUUAUUCAGCGGGGACGGAUACAAAUCCUAUUUACAUGUUCCUGAUAGGAGAUGUAAAACUACCACCUGCCAUUGCCGCAUUAGAAAAUGAUAUAGAUCUUAACGAUCAGGUAGAACGUUGUCUAACGUUACCAGCUGUUUAUGAAACAGUAGUUACUAGAGCACAAUUAGCACAGCAGAUGUACGAAUUGGCACGCGAAGAAGAUAAUAUAUGUGAGCGUUUGGUCCAUGAACAACAUCUUCAACAACAAGGCUGGUCUGCUGUUGUUGCCAAUAUGGAAGAUUUGACAGAAGAAUUUCGUCAACGCUUUAGAAACUUUUGUCAGACUUUCGAUCGACAUUUAGAAAAACGCGCAACGUAUAUAGAACUUUUAAAUUAUUUCUCCGACGACUUGUCCAAGUUGUCACGAAUUCCAAUUUUACCGGGAUUAAUGCAAAUGGCCCAGGAGGAUUUUCAUGGAUUCGAUGAGUUACUGGGCAAUGAUGAAGUAUUCUCAAGAUCUCAACAAAAUGUGUCUGUAUUGAUGGCUGGUGAUCCACAAAGUUCGGCUAGCCAACAACGUCUCGAUUCAAUAGAGUCGCAGGACGACGAAAAACGUGAUAGUACAUCGCCUAAUAAAAAACCCAAAAUGGGGAGUGACGAUGACAAAGGAGAUGCACUGAGCAUUACUAGUGGCGGUAGUGGCACACGAAGAACUCUCACUCUUUUGCAAUGGAUCUCUGCCAAGGAAAAUCACAAUAAACUUACAGAGAUGUCCGAAGAGUGCAUACAAGGUUUAAAUACAUUCGAUGAAGCAGUUUACGAAAAACUAAAAGAAGAAGUCAAUCACAUAAUAAAAAGUGCGGACCAGAGUGAUAUGAAGGAGGUCAAAGGAUUAAGUGAACGUCUAUGUAAAUUGGAAGAAAUAAAGUACAAAAUCAAGAAUAUGGUGCAGGACCAGAAGGAACUGUCAACUGCUUUCCAACAAAACCAAAACCGUGCAAUCAAUCUUAGAGAUGCCUCAAUACUUCCGGAUCUUUGUGCCUCCCACAGAAGUCAGCUGCUGGUUAUGUUACAGAAUCAUCAAAAAAUUCGAGAACUCCGUCGUUGUAUAUCAAGAGCUAAGGAAGAGUUAGGUUCAAAUUUGCACACACGACUAAAACGUAUUAUUGUUUUGGAAAAUAAAAUGAGUGAAUUCGAUAAUAAACAACUUUUUUACCAUCGUUGUUUAAGACGGGCAGAACGUCAUAUUAGUAUAAUUGAACAAAUUCACCAGGCUCCAUGUAUAUAUGUGGCUGCUGUAACCGAAGUUAUUCGUAGGAAAAUUUUCUCUGGUGAAUUCCGUCAAUGGGCGUCCAGACUAGCUGAGGAUUUCGACUCCAUACACAAUGAGGAGAUAAAUCGCAGACGGAAUUUCAACGCUAGUUUCCAGGGACAUUUCUUGAACAUUCUUUUUCCUGGAAUGAAUGAUAUGCCACCAGCGUUCGCCAAUGAAAAUCCAUUAAUUUUCGAUGCUAGGCUCCCAAAUUUAACAAAAAGUGAUAUUGAUAUUUUAACUUCUUAUCUACCGGAUCUUACCCAUCACAUUCAACUGCCGGAUAUGGGCCCUGUUAUAAAUUUUUUUAUUUCAAGAUCUGGAAACCACAACUCCAAUGUCAAAAGUUCCUCCAGCUCAACAACUAAUAAAGUUAUACAAACCAAUUUAAUUGGACCCAUAAAUGUACAUCAUCAGCGAGUACUUGACAUACAAUCUCAAUCAAAAGAUGGCGAAUCAGAAACCGAUACGGAAGAAUUUGAAAAAGUCAUCCAACCCGAAAUGAGUCCAACAGAGAAUAACGCUCCCCAAUCUGCCAGUGAUAAUGUUUACCAAGUAGCCCAUAUAGCGACGUCUACAGAUACCCCGCAAACGCAUACUGUGGAAACUUUAACCGAGGAAAACCUCGGAUCAACUCGUCUGGAGGUCGAACGCCUUAAAUCUAUUUUAAAAGCGAUGUCUGAAGUAUCGCAAGAAUGUAUUAAACUAGCGCGUGUUAAUUUUCAACAGUUCAAAUCCGACCAGGAAAACUAUCAAAUUGAUUUGCGUUGUGAAUUCCAAAAUAUCUCUGAAAAAUGGCAGCUAGUUCAGAUGCAAUAUGAAUCUCGUGAACAAGAUAUAAUCGAAAUGGCAGCUAAACAUAGAACAGAGUUGAAUAGCCUCGAGAUGGCAAUCAGUGUGAAAGAUAAAGAAAUUCUCGAUUUAAAAAAUGAACAACAACAAAAGGACAUAAUCAAUGCUGAGAAAGUCUUACAGCUAGAAACAAAAUGCACAGAUUUGGAAGAAAAUUAUAAAUUGCUAGAGCAACAAAUGGAAUCUUUGAAUAAAAGUUUACUGGCCGCCAAUGCUGAGAAAGAACGAGCUGUUAUGGAAGUUCGGGAUAAACUUACUCAUGACCAUAAAACCGAAAUCGAAUCACUUCGAUGUCGUUAUAAGUUAAUGACUAGUAUGGAACGUUCGCCGUCGGACACAAGUUUAGAGAAGAUUGAAAAGCCCAUAGACAUGAUUGAACUUGCGUGCCACGAGUCCAUUGUAUCACAAAUUCGUGAGGAUUUGCGUGCGGAGAAAGAGGAAGCUGUUAAAAAGGCUGUUGAUUGUGAACGAUCCAUUUGGGAGGCCAAAGCAAUCGCAUUGCCUAAGAGUUUGAAUGAAAACACUGACAAUAAUGUGAGUGUGUUGAAAAUGAUGCUAGAUGAUAAAGAAAAAUAUAUAGACAUGUUGAGAGAGAAAAAUGUAAUGCUUACCCAAGACAAUAUGGAUCUAAAAACAAAAUUAACUAUUUUGACUAACGAAGAGGUAAACAGUUGGCUUAAGGAAAAAGUAGAAUUUUUGAAUCGAGAAAAAAUACGUAUGGAGGAAGAAUUGAAUAUGGAAAAAUCACGUAGAACUGAAAUGGAACAAUCUUUUGCUGAGCUUAGAGGAUCGGCUAUGGAAGCUAGCACUUUGCCACGAUCCAAGUCCAGUGGAUCAAACCAUCGUUAUGUUGUACUUGAAUCUUGUUCAAAAGGUGACAUUGUAUUUGUUGUUUGGAGUAUGCGACAUUAUCAAUUUAUGGUCGUACAAGAUUCAUCUAGUUUGUACUUUGUGCAUGGAGAUAGUUUAAGUGCACUAAAUUUGCGCCUCCCAGGACCUGGCGAGCUGGAGAUACCAUCACCAUUUUACGCCUUAGGAAGAGUUGUAAAUAAAGAAUACUGUCAAGCUAGAAAGGAUGAAAAUCGUUAUAGAGUUAAUAGAGGCUCUAAGUUUUAUCGCAUAAAACUUGAAGCUCUUUCUCGUAAUGAAUCUAAAUGGACUGGCGGCAGACGGGAACGUCUUGAAUCGUCGUCUUCAAACGUAUCUAUUAAUCGUUCGCUUUCCCAAAACGAUUCAAGUGAUCCAUCAUCUUUGACACAUCUGAGUAUUCUGCGUCAAGCGCCAUCGCCACAUGAUACUGUUGAUUUGGGCUGCAAUGCAGGACUUAAAGAGCGUACCAUUAGUAUAACUAGCGUCACUGAAGAAGAUGACGAACCAAUUUCACUUCUUAGCGAACGUUGCCGCUAUAUUAGUGUCAGCGAAGAAGAAGAAACUAAUCGAUCUGUGAUAACAGAGCAACCAACCGCUUCAUACUUUCCCCCGAUGGAUAAUUCAUCUGCUUCCUUCCCAACGACUUCUGCUAACACUACUGUCAUCGCAGUUGCCACCGCAUCUACCCCAAAAACUUCAACAACUACAACCACAACAACUGCCAGCCGCAGUCCAAUACCAAUUCAAAUAUUAGCCAACAUUGGUAGUUGCUCGUUGGAAAAAGAUACCGAUGAUUCCGAUGAAUAUCGCUCUCUCGAAGCUAAAGACGAAAGCGAAUUUCCUCCCAUGUCUCAAGAUUAAUGAUAAUUGUUAAACUACAACAUUUAAUUUAAUUAUCUAGCUUAACGUAGUUUUAACUUCUAGCACCUAGGUGAUUUCUUAAAUUUUUGUUUUCUUAUAAUUUUUGAUCUUCUUAAAAACAAGAAAAAAAAAAAAAACAACCACGAUUUAGAUUUAAGGAUUAAUGUAAUAUUACAUUAAAAAGAAAAUAUUAUUUUUUUUAUAAAUUCGACUUUAUAUGACUUGAAGAAAAACAAUCCGUUUACUAAAACAAAAAAAUAUUUGAUUGGAUGAGAGAUUAUGGUAUAUUUAAAAGAAAAAUCAAGAGACAUUUUAUUUUCUCUUUGGACAUAAUAAUGUAUGAUGUGCAUCGAUAAUUUGUUGUAUGCUUAAAAGAGUGCGUGACAUAAUGUGUUGUUUAUUCCCUUGUUCCAUUAAAAUGCUUUGUUUAUAGUAAUAAGGGGUUUUCAAUAAGUAAAUGAACACAAAUCAGCUAGAAAGACUACAUAUACGAAUGGGUUUCGCUUCGAUUUAUUUACCAAUUCGGGUUUACCUAUCCCAAAUAAAAAUGCUGUAUAAAUGAAUAAGUUUUUUUUAUAUAUUUUCUGAGUGAACAUUUGCCUACUGAUUUCCAUGUGUUCCAAACAAUAUUUAUAUUUAUUCAAUUAAACUAUUCAUUUCAUCGAAACCUAUUAAGAGAAAAAUAAACCAAUGUCAUAACAAAAAUGUAUCAAUGUUUAGCCAAUUUUAGGCCUAUUGAAUGACCCUUAAAUCCUUACAUGACUUUCAUAAAAUUACACUGCCUAGACAUUUUUAUUUUUGUUUUGUUUGGUAUUGUUUUUGAUUUCAAAUUUCAUUUGCAAAACAAAAUUCUUUUUCAGAAUAACGCUGAAAACUCAACCGGUCACCGGAUCGGAUUAUUUACUCUAAUCGAACCACUUAUAGCUCCUAUUCAAAUGACCAUGGACGGCGCUAUUCAUUGAAAUCAAUUACACAGCUUAAUUAAGUAGUCUACUUCUUUUAAAUAAUUAAAUGGUUUUCGUUUUUCAAACAAAGCAGGAACUAAUAACUAGGUAUACAAAAUCAUCUUUUUCGCUUUCAACUCGUGGUAACAAAAAAUAAACAAAACAUUUAUCUUCUUUUGUUUUAAUGUAGCAAGAGUGUUGUUUAAUAAAAAAAAAUUAAAAUGAACAAGCUACUAAAAUAAAAAAAUAUAAAAUGAUUUUUCUUUUCACAGAGCUUUAACACUAAACAAAAACAAAACAAAGGAAUAUAUCUUUCACCCAUAAAGCUAUGUAUAGACCUUUUUCUAAGUAAACGCUUUCUAGAGUACUUUAUAAAAUAUACUAGUACAUAAUAUAUUUUGAGAAUAACGUUACGUAGAUUUUUUCUUCUAAGUUCACUGGAAAAUAGGCAAUGCAAUUUUAAUUACAAAAAAAAAAAAAAACAAUAUAAGAAUAGUUUAAUAAAAAAUGCAUACAAAUAUAAUAUGCUGUUAAUAACAAAAAACAUACAUUUAUAUAAAGCAUAAUAAAUUGUGAUAUAUUGAUUGAUUUAUGGAAUGAAUGAAAUAUUUUUUCGAAUGGUUAUGAUGCAAAUUAAUUUUACAUAAACUAAAACAAAAAAACGGAUAUAAAUGGAAAUAUUUUAUGUAUUUAUUUUUGUGACUGGCAAAGGGUCGGGACUGAAUUUAAAAUAAAAUUUAACGGUAAAAAAAAAAACAGUUAAAAGAAAAAAUUUAAGCAAAAUGCAAUAUUUUUUUUUGCAUUUUGUUUGUAAAUCAUUAUUUUGCGAGAGUGUCACCUGCAUGUUUGUUAUGCAGGGACACAAAAUUAAGUCGUCAAUGUGGGGUUUUUAAAUCUUUUUUAAAAAUUGACUCAAAAUGAGAAGAAUCAUACAUCAUGCAGUUUUGUCUGAAUUACUUGAGCAAAACAUGUUGUAAAUUAUAUAUAAAUGUAUUCAUAAUAAAUACUUUAAUAGAGAUGUAACAAUAUUUAAAACAAAACAACACAAAAAAUGAAAACCAUUAAGUGAUGAUAAACGAUUUUUUUAAUAAACUAAAUAAAAAUAAAUUUUAAUGAUUUGUUUGUA